Molecule: messenger RNA, 759 nt
Organism: Eurypyga helias (sunbittern)
Lineage: Eukaryota; Metazoa; Chordata; Aves; Eurypygiformes; Eurypygidae
Gene: YARS2
Product: tyrosyl-tRNA synthetase 2, mitochondrial
Exons: 4
Coding region: 5-658 (217 amino acids)
Biological process (GO): tyrosyl-tRNA aminoacylation
Cellular component (GO): mitochondrion; cytosol
Molecular function (GO): RNA binding; ATP binding; tyrosine-tRNA ligase activity
Source: RefSeq, a predicted model, not a curated record
CAGGAUGACAGGAACAGAUGUGUUUGGAAUUACUGUACCUCUUAUUACCAGUACUACUGGAGAUAAACUGGGAAAGACUGCUGGCAAUGCAGUUUGGCUGAACAGAGAUAAGACUUCACCAUUUGAACUGUAUCAGUUUUUUGUCAGACAGCAAGAUAACACAGUUGAAAAAUACCUGAAACUCUUCACCUUCCUUCCUCUUGAGGAGAUUGACCACAUCAUGGAAAUGCACGCUAAAGAACCUGAAAAAUGGGGCCCUCAGAAGCGACUUGCUGCAGAAGUGACCAAGCUUGUUCAUGGUAGAGAGGGGCUAGAGUCUGCUAAGAGGUGUACUAAGGCCCUGUAUUACAGCAGCAUGGAGGCAUUGGAAGCUAUGUCUGACCAAGAGUUACAGGAACUUUUUAAACAAGCUCCUUCGGCUGAAUUGCUGCUUGAACCCGGAAUGAACGUUCUUGACUUGUGUCGCAAAGCAAAUGCCAUUCCAGACGGACCUAGUGGGUACCAGAAAAUAACAGAUGGUGGAGUUUCAGUAAAUGGGAUUCGAGUAACUGAUCCCGAGACUAUUCUUGUUCUCGGACAGCAUAUUCUCCAGAAUGGAGUAUCAUUGCUUAGGGUUGGAAAAAAAAAUUACUACAUUAUAAAAUGGCUGCAGUUGUGACAACAGAAGGCCUCCCAGAACUGACGUAUCAGCUCGACUCUGUGGCUCCCAGACGUACUUGAAGAUGUUUCUAUGCUGUGCAUUACUACGCAGCUCACAGA